Messenger RNA from Toxoplasma gondii ME49, 4344 nucleotides. RefSeq names its product hydrolase CocE/NonD family protein. Bases 225 to 4007 code for a protein of 1260 amino acids. Lineage: Eukaryota; Apicomplexa; Conoidasida; Eucoccidiorida; Sarcocystidae. The transcript is spliced from 9 exons. The record is from RefSeq and is a predicted model, not a curated record. Gene Ontology annotation, molecular function: dipeptidyl-peptidase activity.
ACGUGACCCGUUCUGUUCCCUACUCUCCUACCUCCCCGCCUGUCACCACCACACUUGUUUUGCCGUCUUCGUACACACCAACGUUUUUCUCUGCGCCUUCGCUUUCCUCAAUUGCCUCGCCUUUGCGCAGUCAAUUGCCACAUAGGCAUGGGCAAUAUGGAUGGUCAGAGGAAUCUUGUCUGUCUUCUGUUCCCUCUCGGUCGCCGGCACAAGUUCGUCGACGUAUGCGGUUCGUCUCUCGAAUCCUAGCUGUCGCCUGCUGCCUCUCUCUCUUCAUCACAGUUACAGCUUUUCUGUGGGGAGGUUGGCCAGCGAAGGCUGUAGGAUUCCCAGACAUUUACUUGGGGGCUCUUACUAAGAAGGGCAGCUUUACUGGUCCGGAGAACUUGCGCUCUGUUCUUCGAUCCACGACAGCAGAAGCCACGUUAAAGCGCAUAAAGGCUUUUCGUCAGGAGUCUAUGGUUUCGCCGUCUAUGAAUAGCCGAUCUUUGCUGGAAAAGUGGUCACUCGACGCAUCCAAGGGUCUCCUGUACUACCGAAUGGUCGUGUUCUUCGUUCUCGGGUUCCUUCUGGAUGCAUGGGGAGCGUGGACGAAGGUACGCCUGAUACGACAAUUUCUCAAACUUCGGGAUUUGAUUAUACCGGGACUCAUCUUCACAGUCGCCAUGAGCUACGCGGCUAUUCACCUCCAAGGAUUCCCCUCAUGCAAUGCCAAGGACAGGCACUGGGUUGACUUUCGUGCAGAAGAGCUCGCAGGAAACGUGAACACAAGUACCCACGACAAGAUAAAUACUCCUCCCCUUCUUUAUUCUGUCUAUAUUCCUAUGCGUGACGGGGUCGAACUCGCAGCAGAUGUCUAUCUUCCGAAGCCCUACUACGAGACAGCGGAACAACUUGCAGCGGGCCAUCACAGAAUUGAACUCUUAGAGGCGGCAUUAAGAAAAACAAAGAAACGGCUCGAGACCCUUCAAUUUCAAGAAUCGCAUAGUGGCGACAAGGGAGAGGCGCCUCUCUUUUCAGAUCGUAUCGUUGGACGGGAGCCAAAAAAGACAAUUUUCAAACGAUAUCAGGAAAUCCGGAAUCUAAUUCAUUUCCAGACACAUGUUGAAAAACGGAUAAAAGAUGAGCAAGAAGAGUACAACACCGUUCUCGCCUCAGUGAAGAAGCUUCCCACCUAUCUAGACAUCACCAGAUACAACCGAAGAACGCAGGUGUAUUGGCCCCUGUCGAUGCUACGCAUGUGGAAAAAUCCGAGAGGAGCCACUGUGAAUCUGUGGAGUUUUCCAGCUCAGCAGGCAUUCACAGCGAACGGAUACGCUGUAGUCGUCGUCGAUUCGAGAGGAACAGGAGCUUCGUUUGGUGAGCGUUACGUGGAUUUAAGUGAAGUAGAGAUUCAGGACUUCUCUGAAAUUGUGGCUUGGGUAAAGGCGCAGUGGUUUUCGAACGGAAAAGUUGGGGGAGGCGGUAUUUCCUACGACGGCAUGACGGGCCUGAGCACCGCAGCCGCUGGCGGGGUGGACGCCGUUCUCUCGUUGUUCACGCCGAUGCACGUAUUUGGCGACUUGCUUGUCCCCGGAGGUUUCGUCUGUUCGUCGUUCCUCAAAGACUACGCGGGCAUGACCUACGGCUUCGAGCGGGCGGGCACCCCGCUCGCUCACAUGCUGAACAACCCUUGGAAAUACCCGCUCCACGUUCUCCUUGGCUUUUCAGUCGCUUUUGGCCCCGGCAGUGGGGUGUUUGGCAGAGAGGGGGACCUGGCACGCGCCAUAAUGGGUCACAAGAAAAACUGGGACAUGGGACACACAGUGCAGAUGGUCGAAUACUACGACGAUGUAGUGACUCUCCACAACAACGAAACGGCGAGCGCCGCAGAGUUCGGAAUCCACGAAGCGGUCAUGAGGAAGCUUGCAGAGAGAAAUGUCAGUGUGUAUGCUGUUGGCGGCUACUGCGAUUCUGCCAGUGUACGGGGUGCUUCGCGUUUGUACGAGUACAUGAAGCGAAAUGCCCCAGAAUCAAGGUCGAAAUUGCUUCUCGGCAGCUGGAGCCACGGAGGAAGGAGAUCCUGCAGCCCCUACGCAGGCAGCUUCCCUUGUUUUGAGGCUGACCAAUAUCUAGACGCAGUCCGUUUCUUCGAUUGCCAUCUUAAAGGACAGUGCUGGGGCAACAUAAAUGACGAGCCGUCAGUCCACUACUGGCAGGUUGGUAGCGAGGAGUGGCGUACGUCAGAGUACUACCCGCCUGCGAGACACAUGAGAUACGUCGACUUUCACUUGAGCAACGAGAAGUUUGUGAAUCUGAAUAAUCUCGAAUGCAAGCGAACAACACCGGAGCCAUCUGUCCUAGUUCUCGGCCAGCCCGUGAAUGUCUGUGUGUCUCCUCAUCUUUCUUCCCUCUCUAUUGGCGGCGACGGAGCCCUCAAAUGCCCACUACCCACAUCGCCUUUCACGGUGAGAGUUCCUGAGCGUCGUGAUGUCGGCAGUAAAAACAGACCCAAAAGAAACACACACAAAGAUUGCAAGAAGAGAAAGGAACACAGUUCUGUCCCUUCCGGAAAUGCGAACCCGCCACGAGGCCCACGCACUUCCUCCAGUUCCGCAUCUUCGAGUCCAACGCUCUCUGCCUCAUCUGCGCCUUCACCGUCUUCCUCAUCCCAUCGUUUUCCUGACGACACACGAGCAGCAAUGGGAGGGGCGUCUUCGCCUUUUAGUUUGCCUGUGCUUCUACCCGUGACUUUCGACUUGCGGCUGUCUACCUUUGAGCACCGCCUCCACGACAUCGUCCAAAGUAUUACGCUGUACGGCCACCAACUGCAGACCCACGUCGAGUUGUUGCUGCGGCAGGCGCGGGAGCACCCUUUUCCCCCUGACAACGAGCAGACAAGCGAAGAACACCAACCGCUGACAAUUUCCAACAUCAUUCGCGUCGCACUUGCUGCUGUCGAGGACGGGUGGGGAGAGACUGAUGGUACAACGCCCCAAGGAUCUGCUUUGCGCUCGCCUGCUGCGCCGGGACAGCCUUCUGGUCUGCAGAAGCGCAGCAGUCUAGACAAGAAACCGAUCGUCGGGAGACUUAAAGACUCGUUUGCGAUCCUCGAAGCCGACCCUGAUGCUUACAGCAUGCGCCUCGACGCGCAACGCACUGUGGAAGCUACACGUUCGCCCGAGGCUUACGUGCGUCCCUCGCUUGCCAGAGAAAUCCCAAUGAGUGUCGACGACGAGCCGCACACUCUCAGCAUGAGAAAACCGCGACUUACUCUGGCUAAGCGGCUGCUCCUCAAAAAGUUUCCCUCCAAGCUGUCACCUCGACUACACUAUGACGUGGAGUAUUUUUCUACGACCGGAGUGUUCAGUCGGUGGGUGAUUGCACAGCACCCCUUCCGACAAGCAGUUCACUACGGUAACCGUCUCUUUGCUCGGCGAACACGACCGGACUUUCCCAUCAAUUUGUCACCCCUCCCAGGCGCUGAGGGCGAGUCGUUCCACCCGUCGCCAUUCUACCUCGACUCAGUGCAUGCGAGACUCCUCUCCUGGACCUCUGGAGUCCUCGUGGAAGAGGUGGAUGUCGUGGGCAGUGCUUGGAUUCACCUCCAAAUGUUUGUGAAGAGUUGCACAGACAUCGCCGUCUUCGUCUACCUCGAAGCGGUGGAUGUCAACGGAGGUUACUCACACUACGUGACGGAAGGGAAAAUUGUAGUGUCUCAUCGACCGGUUACAGUUAAAGAGGAGUCACCGAUUGGUUCGCCAGAUACUGUCUUCCGGCCCUUCACAAAAUCUUCAAGAAUCCCUCUCAACUCUUCGGGAGAACUGAUCGAGUUUACCAUGCCUCUGGAGCCAGUAAGUUGGACGUUCAAGAAAGGCCAGGCAAUCCGUCUUUCCCUCGGAGGAAGCGACGUGGACAACUUCCAGCCUGCGGUUCAAAAUCGGAUGAUUCUUCCUCGACAGUGGACAGUCGUCACCGCCAACGCCAAGCUGCGGCUACCCGUCCACCAACAUGCUGAGGCUAAUUAGAGAAAGGGAUACUUGUAAAUGCAUCUGUAAAUGUGUAGAGAUAUACGUUCUCGGGCCCGAUGGGUAAAGCGUGAAGAUAAACGAGGACUGUCGUGUUACUGCUGAUUCUAAGCUUAUGUGGCCCACACAUGACUGGUGAAAGAGCAAGGAGGGUGUUCGUACAUAUUCAUGUAUAUACAUUCAAAUACAUACAUAUGAAAAGCAUGUGUUGAAAAAUAUAUGGCGCAAAGCUUUAAAGAGCGUGAGGUCAUGUGUAUGAGGUCAUCGGUUGUAGCUGACUGUGUAUCAAAUGCCGUCUAGUAACGCGAAACAACUGAACCGUAAGCAGUCGCAUGCA